AGCGACCCUCAGGGAAGCUCCAAGAGGAGCAGGUCGAGGGAGCCCCGGGGACACGGACAGUAUUCUGAACUUUCUGAAAAUAAGACUGAAUGGCUCAAGACGUGGGCAUCAAUUCUCUACUUAGGAUGAUCUGGAAACUCGCUUUAUCCUUGUUUCUUGUGUCCACUCUGAUUCAUGUGUCAGAAACCAGAAAAAAUCGUCCUGCAGGAGCCAUCCCUUCUCCUUACAAAGACAGCAGAAGCAACAACUCAGAGAGGCGACAACAUCUAAACAAAGAGGUCCUGGCCUCUAGCCAAGAAGCUCUGGUGGUCACCGAAAGGAAGUAUCUGAAAAGUGAUUGGUGCAAAACCCAACCCUUGCGCCAGACGGUUAGUGAGGAGGGCUGUAUCAGUCACACCAUCAUCAACCGCUUCUGCUAUGGCCAGUGCAACUCUUUCUAUAUCCCAAGGCAUGUGAAGAAGGAAGAGGAGUCAUUCCAGUCCUGUGCCUUCUGCAAGCCUCAGAAAGUCACCUCCUUCACUGUUCGGCUAGAGUGCCCUGGGCUGGACCCACCUUUCCGACUUAAGAAAAUCCAGAAAGUCAAGCAGUGUCGCUGUAUGUCUGUGAAUUUGAGCAGUACAGGCAAACAGCGAAAGUGAGCCCUGGCAGUCCAUCCAGCCAGAGUCAUAUUCUAUAGACAAAUUGUCUGAUUGUGUUUAUUUCUCUUGGUGGAGAUGUUCCUGGAGCAGAACCAUUUGUAUACUGGGAACCAUGGCUGUUCUGAGGCUUCCUUCUCUAUUACCAAAGCAGCUGUUUAACCACUGGGUCUGUAUGACUGAAGCAUCCAACACAGGGGUAAGACUACCUUGGUGGCCAGUGGUUGACAUCCAACACUUAACACUUCCACUAUGUGGAAUGCCUUUUGGCUUUUUCUCCACCCCUGUCUUUGGACGAAUAGAUAGCCCAGUGAUGUCUUUAUGCUUUCCCAUCUUUUCCGUUUUGAAAUAUUUCAUUCCAUAAUUGCCAACCUACUGCAUUCUUCUUUGGGCUGCAUUGCUGACAUGGAAAGAGACAGGAACAGUUCCUGUGAAGUCUGACUGAUAAAGGCACUUUAAAUGGCAUCUGAGCCUUAUCUUCCAUGGAGAUAAUCAACCUGCCACUUUCCACUUGCGAGAUCAAGCAUGGGAUUAUACAUCUUGUCAGAUAGAUUGCCUCAAGUACACUUUUCAGCUGUAUUGUUUCACUUGUACUGCAGCUAUAGCAAAGUGUUGUUAGACUUGUUAAUAUAGACAUGAGCAUGCAUAUUUUUUAGAUCACUUAACUAUCCAAAGGGCUAAGAAAAAGCAUCUUCAGCUAUUGGACCAGGUUCUUUGAAUAGAGCAGGAUUUUCAGUAGUGUUAAUUUCUUUGCCAGAUGUUUGCGUUAUAUUUAAAUUUUCUUUCCCCUGAAUCACUAUUAUGAAUUUCUUCUAAUCUUAUGCUAAAUCAGUACAGUACAUUUGUACAGAAAGUAAACAAUAUUGUGUUUAAUUUAUUAAAGCACAGUGGCAAAAAAGGUAAAAUACUUCAUCACAGCUGAAUCAAUCCCUGCGUCCUUUUAUGAAAAUUUGUAUCUAUGUAGAAAAAAAGUGUAUUGUGUAUAAAGUGAUGUGACCAUGCGGAUUCAUACCAUGUUGCAUGUUAGGCUUUAGAAUGUUUCAUAUACACCUGUUUAGAUGUAUCUGAAAUUACUCGAGUAAUACUGUCCACCAUCCACAGCAUGUCUUGGAAAUUUGCAUUUACAGCGGCUGUAGCUGAAAAAACUAAUAUUAUGCAGAUUUUUUAAUCAUCACCUUGCAUUGAUAUGACCAUGAAAAGGGUUAAAUAAAUUGUUUUCUU
Messenger RNA from Anolis sagrei ordinatus, 1856 nucleotides. It is a transcript of the gene GREM2, whose product is annotated as gremlin 2, DAN family BMP antagonist. Lineage: Eukaryota; Metazoa; Chordata; Lepidosauria; Squamata; Anolidae. The record is from RefSeq and is a predicted model, not a curated record. Gene Ontology annotation, biological process: animal organ morphogenesis. Gene Ontology annotation, molecular function: BMP binding; receptor ligand activity.